CCAAAACAGAGAAAAGAGCAGCAGACGAGCAAGGAAAUACAAGACCGGAGCGUUUUUAACUUUCUGGAUAUAUUAGCGCUGGAUAGCUCGUGCUUUUCGACUUUUGACAGGAUGAUGUUUACCAGCCUUAACGCCGACUGCGACGCGUCUUCCCGGUGCAGCACGGCUUCACCGAGCGGCGACAGCGUCGGGUAUUACCCGCUCAACCAGACUCAGGAGUUCACGGAUCUGAGUGUCUCAAGUGCCUCUUUCGUGCCAACUGUCACGGCGAUCUCUUCAUGCCCGGACUUGCAGUGGAUGGUCCAGCCCAUGAUCUCCUCUGUGGCGCCCUCCAACGGCGCAGCUCAAUCCUACAACCCGAGCUCUUACCCCAAAAUGAGGGUUACUGGAGCAAAGACCUCCAACAAGAGAAGCAGAUCUGAACAGCUUUCUCCAGAAGAAGAAGAGAAGAAAAGAGUACGUCGUGAACGAAACAAGAUGGCUGCUGCGAAAUGCCGCAACCGUCGACGUGAACUCACCGAUACACUGCAAGCUGAAACUGACCAGCUUGAGGAUGAAAAAUCCGCCCUGCAGAACGACAUCGCCAACCUGCUCAAAGAAAAAGAGAGGUUAGAGUUCAUCCUCGCCGCACACAAACCCAUCUGCAAGAUCCCGGCCGACGCCAGCUUCCCAGAGCCGUCCUCCUCUCCCAUGGGCUCCAUCUCAGUCCCAGAGAUCGUCACUACCUCAGUGGUCUCUUCCACACCAAACACAUCAAUCACGACCUCUUCCAGCAGCCUGCUGUUCUCCAGCACGGCCUCCACCGACAGCUUCAGCUCCACCACAGUGAAGAUCUCUGAUCUGGAGCCCACUCUAGAGGAGUCUCUGGAGCUCCUGGCUAAAGCGGAGCUGGAAACGGCUCGCUCGGUUCCAGACAUGGACCUGUCCAACUCUCUGUACACUCAAGACUGGGAGCCGCUCUACACGCCGGCUAACACUGACCUGGAGCCGCUUUGCACACCCGUCGUCACCUGCACUCCAGCCUGCACCACCUACACGUCUUCCUUCAUGUUCACCUACCCAGAAAACGACGUCUUCCCGACAUCAGUGCAUCGCAGGGGCAGCAGCAGCAACGAUCAGUCGUCCGACUCCUUGAAUUCCCCAACCCUCCUCACUCUUUGAGAUUCCACUAAAGACUAUUAGUAUUUAUAUCUGUGACUUGAUUUCGAAUGGCAUUGCAGGGCUAUGGAAGUGACUCUAAAGCAAUGGAUAUUGCUUCCUAUAUUUAUCUGAACCAUACAUGCCUGCCACAUGUAGCAAGAUAAGCAUGGAUCAACUGAUUUUAUUUGCAUUAAUGAUCUGGUUAGUGUUGAGUUAACCUAAUAUAGUUAUUUUUCUGAGUUUACCGGUGCUAGAUUUGUUGUAUUUAGUGUGUUCUGAGCAAUAGAGAACUAUCAUGUUAUUUUUUUUCGGCCGUUUAACGGUUGAUUUCUGAACGUGUGAAUGUUGUUUACUCAAAUGUGUGCUGCCUAACCAUUGCAUUAAAUGGUCUGACGUCCAAGUAUGAAGUUUUCUGUGAAAACGUAGUCUCUCUUUUAAUUUAUGGAGUUUUUAUUUUUGUACUGAAAUGUGAACUUGCGAAUUGUUUGCAAAAAACAAACAAAAAAAACUAGACACAAUAAAUAUUAAAUGUAUAAACUAAAA
Molecule: messenger RNA, 1683 nt
Organism: Danio rerio (zebrafish)
Lineage: Eukaryota; Metazoa; Chordata; Actinopteri; Cypriniformes; Danionidae
Gene: fosab
Product: Fos proto-oncogene, AP-1 transcription factor subunit b
Biological process (GO): regulation of DNA-templated transcription; regulation of transcription by RNA polymerase II
Cellular component (GO): nucleus
Molecular function (GO): double-stranded DNA binding; sequence-specific DNA binding; DNA-binding transcription factor activity
Source: RefSeq, marked provisional